CUUCCGGGCCUCGGGUUCCGGCCGGGCAGCGCGGCAAAGGAGCACCAAGGAGUGACCAUGACGAAAUUGGCGCAGUGGCUUUGGGCACUGGCCCUCCUGGGCUCCGCCUGGGCGGCCCUGACCGUGGGAGCGCUAGGCUUGGAGUUACCCUCGCCCUGCCGGGAAGUCCUGUGGCCACUGCCUGCCUACCUGCUGGUGGCCGCCGGCUGCUAUGCUUUGGGCACUGUGGGCUAUCGCGUGGCCACGUUCCACGACUGCGAGGACGCCGCCCGCGAGCUGCAGAGUCAGAUCCAGGAGGCCCGCGCAGACUUAGGCCGCAGGGGUCUGCGCUUCUGACGCUUUACCCCCUCCAGCCCGAGGAGGACCCUCCCAUCCUAUUAAAAAGCAAAUUUAUUUUUUAA
Molecule: messenger RNA, 401 nt
Organism: Octodon degus (degu)
Lineage: Eukaryota; Metazoa; Chordata; Mammalia; Rodentia; Octodontidae
Gene: Dpm3
Product: dolichyl-phosphate mannosyltransferase subunit 3
Exons: 2
Coding region: 58-336 (92 amino acids)
Biological process (GO): GPI anchor biosynthetic process
Cellular component (GO): endoplasmic reticulum membrane; dolichol-phosphate-mannose synthase complex
Source: RefSeq, a predicted model, not a curated record